UUCUUCAUUAAUUUAAGUGAUGCAUUCAAGAGCUAAUUGUAACAAUUAGAGUUUAAUAAUUUGAAAUAAAAUUAUUUAAAGUAAUCUUCAAGAAGAAUACUAUCAUGGCUGCGUUAUCUGCAAAUAAAAAUAUAGAAAUAUUUUACAAAGCAAUUGCUGAUAAAAAAAUAGAUAUUAUAAAGCAGUGCUUGAAAGAUGAAAUAUUAAUGAUAAUCACGGAUCGAUGUGUCAGACCGCCACUUCACCAAGCAAUUUGGAGCGGGAGUAAAGAAAUAGUCGAAUUAAUUUUAAAAGAAGUUGAUGAUAUUGAUCGCGUGGAUUCAUUUGGAAGAUCAGCGUUGCACAUUGCGGUACAAAAUGGAUACGAAGACAUCGUACCGAUUUUAUUGAACGAAGGUGCUAACAUCAACAUCACAUGCAGAAGAAAAAAACCUGCUUUGAGUUAUGCCAUCGAUAGAAUUGAUUCACUUCGUCACGAACUUUCCAAGCAAAGAAAUCAUAAAAAUAAUCUUAUCUUCAGAUAUCACCACGACUUGUAUCAGUACAUUCAAAUCGCAGAAUAUAUUGAAGAGUAUUUAAUAAAAUUAGAAGCUAUGAAUCUUUAUAUAAGCCAUGAAAACUACAAGUUAAUCACUGGCUAUAUGAAUAUCGAGUAUGAAGAAGAAGAAUACGCAAAUAUGGAACUAGAUAUUAAUUUCGUUCCAAAAAAUUUGCAUCAAAAAUGUGAAGAAGAAUUUAAUGUUAUUAAAAAUGAAAAGAUUAAAGGCUACAAUAUUUCUUUUUAUGAUAUUUUAAUUGAUUAUACUUUUGAUGAUAAUCAGCUAUCAAAAUUUGCGAAAAUUUUAUUCGGUGAAAAUUUUGAUUAUAAACGCAAAUUUAAAUUGUAUUAUGGCAUUAUUAAAAAUCGCCUUAAAAGAGGAAUUGAAAGAAAUAAAUUAUUGCUUCAUUACGACUUGGAAUUUAAUGGAAAAAAUGAUUAUUACUUUUUUGGAGAUAUUCAAUUACCAAUUUAUUGUAUCACUGCCAUUUUAAAAUAUCUUGGGAAUGAAGAUUUGAAAAUUUUAAUUGAAGCUGAUCGAUUACCAAGCUCUUCUGAAUGUUCAGUUAUUUCUUCAAAAAUUGAAGGCCAAAAUAUUGUUACUAAUAAGAGAAAAAUAGAUGGAAAAGAAGAAAUAGAAACAAAAAAAAUUUGUUUGAUAAAAAAACACCCGAGUCCCCUGAAAAAAUAA
Molecule: messenger RNA, 1229 nt
Organism: Cotesia glomerata
Lineage: Eukaryota; Metazoa; Arthropoda; Insecta; Hymenoptera; Braconidae
Exons: 2
Coding region: 105-1229 (374 amino acids)
Molecular function (GO): protein binding
Source: RefSeq, a predicted model, not a curated record